AUGUUUUUUGAAAUAACAUUCACGUUGAUUCGUAAAGCAGAACCUACAGAAAUAAAAGGUUAUAUAAUUGGUGCAGAUGGGGAGGCAAAGGUGGCCAAGGAAAGGAUCGAGGCGGUGGAGCCGGAGAAGAACUUGAUCACCUUCAAGGUUCUAGAAGGUGAUCUAAUGAAAGAGUACAAGAGCUUUGUGAUCACAAUCCAGGUGACCCCUAAGCAUGGAGGGUCUGGUAGUAUUGCGCACUGGCACCUUGAGUACGAGAAAAUUAGCAAUGAGGUUGCUCACCCUGAAACUCUCCUCCAGUUCUGUGUCGAAAUUUCCAAAGAGAUCGAUGAACAUCUCUUAACCGAAGAGUAG
This is a messenger RNA of Arabis nemorensis, 354 nucleotides long. The record is from the annotation of a GenBank genome assembly. NCBI's taxonomy places the organism in Eukaryota, Viridiplantae, Streptophyta, Magnoliopsida, Brassicales, Brassicaceae.